GUCGCCGCGACUCUCGAGAGAGAGGAGCAGAAAAGAAAAGUGUGUGUCUAUCUGUCGGUGCUGCUGGUGCUUGGUGCAUCUGCACGCAAAAUUAUCAGCACCUUCUCACUCAGCUGACCUCGGGUCCUCGGUCAACCUCACCGAAAGAGUUGUCGGGUCGGUCCGGAGAGUGCGUAAAGCUAACCCGGAGCUAUUACGUCUACGUAACCUAUAGGCCUGUGGUGUGUGUGUGUGUGUGUGUGUGUGUGUGUGUGUGUGUGUACGUGGAUACGUUUUUGUAUCAUCCGCGACGAAGAGAGGGGCAAAGAGUGAUUAGAGAGAGCCCACACAGCUGCAGAAGCAGUGGAGAAAGAACGUCUUCGAGAAUCUAUAUAGUGUUCGAUAAACUUGAGACGCGGGUGUGUCAAUCGUACAAUUAUCGGAUUGUCGCUCUGCUUUUGGAGCAGAAGGAAAACAGUAGGCCCAUAUACGUGGUGUGUUUUUAAAAAUGUAUACACAUAAUAAAUACAUUCUGCUCCUCCUCCUCCUCUGAGUAUAUUUAAGUAUUAUACAGUGGAAGAAAGAGUAAGAGAGAUAUAGGGCUUGGUGUGUGCGACGUCGCCGUCGUCUUGAAGAAGAGGAUCAGCAAAGUAUCUAGUUUUCUGUCCUUCAACAAAUAUCGGAGCGUCCAGCGAAUCAGUAAUCAGUACCCUAUACAUACUUAUGGGGUCAGGCAGCGGUGCCGAGGUGGCUCAGCAGCUAAGGAAGAAGCAGCAGCAGGCAGCGGCGGCGGCCCACCGUCAGCAGCAGCCUACUCCUCGUUACCGCUAAGGUUCGAGUGCCACUGAGGAGAUCAUACACAAGGUGGUUUCCCAAGAUAUCGCCGUAAGCAGAUUAUUGAAGUGAAAAUCAACAAAGUGCAAUGUCCCUGGAAAACAGAUCAAGCUCGGCCCUGUUCAAAAGGGCUGAGCAGCUGAAAAGGUGGGAGCAGUCAGAAACCAACAAGGAGCCACCGGAUCCACAAAAGAUCUCGAGGAAGAUAAAGUUUUCGGCGGAUUGCGUUUUUCUGGCCGCCUGCUCUGCCGGGGAUAAGGACGAGGUUGUCAGGCUACUGCAAAAAGGGGCAGACAUCAAUACCGGAAACGUCGAUGGUCUCACGGCAUUGCACCAGGCCUGUAUCGACGAUGACCUGGACAUGGUGGAAUUUUUGGUGGAACAGGGCGCGGACAUCAACCGGGGUGACAACGAGGGCUGGACGCCCCUGCACGCGACCGCCUCAUGUGGCUUCAUAUCCAUCGCCAAAUACUUGAUAGAGCAAGGCUGCAACUUGGCGGCGGUGAACAACGACGGCGAGCUCGCCCUCGACAUCGCGGAGAGCGACGAGAUGGAGGAGCUGCUCCAGGAUCACAUCAACAAAGCAGGGAUCGACUGCGACAAGGCGAGAAGCGAGGAGGAGAGGUUGAUGCUGAGCGACGCGCGAGCCUGGAAAUCUGGGGCACCCGGCAAGGAUACCGUGCACCCGCGAUCCGGAGCCACGGCCCUUCACGUCGCUGCCGCCAAGGGUUAUACUACGGUUAUGAAUAUUCUGCUGCAGGCCCGGUGUGACGUCAAUGCGAGGGAUAACGACGGAUGGACGCCUCUACACGGUGCGGCGCAUUGGGGCCAGAUUGAGUCCUGCAAGCUCUUGGUGGAUAAUUACUGUGAUAUGGAUAUUAAAAAUUAUGCCGGCCAAACUGCUUUUGACGUAGCUGAUCCUGACAUCGUCAAGGCUUUGGAGGAAUUGAAGAAAAAGCAAGAGGUUCUGUUGAAGGAGCAUCCGCAAAUUAUCAACAAGCCAAUAGCGGUACCAAAGAAACGUGUAUCAACAAAUGAGAAUUUAGUUAUUGAUCAAAAGGGAAUAGAUACGUUCGAGGAGGAGACACCAAACAAAGUUAAGAAAGUCGAACUGGAAAUUCAAUCCGACAAAGAAGAGUCGAGCGUUGGAACGAAUAGUGACGUCGAAGAGGGAGUCGAUACGGACGUGGAGGAGGCAAGCGAAGGUGAGAGUGAAUCUGAGACUAGCUCAGAUACACAGUCCUCCACGUGUUCUGAACAAUCUAAUAAAUCAAAUCGUUCAAACAACUCGACUUGUCUUACCGACGACGAAAAGAAAAAUAGGGCGAAUCGCGAGGAAACGGCUUCUUACAGUCCCCAGCCAUCGCCCGAGGUGAACAAAGUUCCUAACCAGGCACCCGUUGUACCACCGAAACAACAGUCUGAGAACAACGACGAGGGCUCCAUACCCUCGUGGCGAAGGUCUGGUUCGUUCAGGAAUCGCGGCCAUGAGAUGGAGUCUACUAAUUCAAUAUCCACUAGGAUUGAAGAACGCGAAAAACCUUUAAUAAAGACACCGACGUCACCCAUAAAAGCUCAGGAAGAACCAGAAGUUGUGCUCAGAAGAACACAUAGCUUUGAAACGGAUGAAAAGAAAAAAGACAUCAAAUUGAAUUUGGAACUGUCGCCAGUACUACAAACAAAUAGUACGCAACAAUCGCCAACGGGUGGUGUGCCGAACAAGUCGUUGCCUACGACACCAGUCACUGGUCUAAACUCCAGCAGUCCUCUACCCGCCAACCAAAUUCGCAGCUUAUCGAGCUCGGUUCAAGUAUCGCCGACGACACUGUCUGCUACGAACAAUUCAAUGACAGUACCUGCGACUCCUACCACACCCGGUGGGAGCAAGCUAAGCCCAGGGAAUAUCUUCAAAAAUUUCUUCAAGUCGUUCGUGCCGCCGGUUCGUGACGAGGAGAGCGAGACGCAGCGCAAAGCACACGCCAAACGCGUCCGCGAGACCAGAAGGUCGACCCAGGGUGUCACCCUCGACGAGAUCAAGAGCGCCGAGCAGCUCGUCAAAAAGAAACAGCAGCAGAGCAACGACGUCGGUGUCACCAGUACCACUGUUCCUGCUCCUACCACUACUACCACUGCGCAGUCCUCGUCGGCAACCACCACGACAACGGCGACACUGUCGAGCGCAACGACGACGACGACGGCGACAGCAUCAACGACGACGGCCUCGAUCACGGCGACCAUCACAACUGCCGUCCCGACGACGACGCCGAGCUCCCACAAGCCAACUUCCUCGGAGGUGGAGUCUACAAGCGGUGGUGGUAGCAACUUGCCGGAACGCCGGCCCUCGUGGAGGCUCAAAGUCGACGGCGGCAGCAAGUUCCAGCUCGAGGACGCGAACAACAGGAACAACAACAGCAUCAACAGCAUCAACAGCAGCAACAGCAACAACAACAACAACAAUAACAAUAACAACGUGGCCGUGGCAUCGGACACGACGACCGCGUACAUAAGGCGGCCGACCGGCAAUAAUGCACCCAACGCCCCGAGGCCCAGCUCCGCGCCGGUUGACGGGGUCGCGACGGUGCCCACGACGACGACGACCGAGGCUACGGUUACCCUGCCUCUCAGACGACCGGUCAAGCCGCCCGAGGACAAAGAACAAGACAAGGAAAACGACAGUCGGAAUGCACAGGCGACCCAGGCCGUCAUCCAGAGGAGGCGGAGACCAAAAAGACGCUCCACCGGCGUCGUCCACGUCGAUAUGGACGAAAUCGACCCGGAGAAGCAGGACACACCAACGAGCGGCGAGACCGACGCCGACACCAAGGUCAAUCACAACGAGAGCGGGCACGAGCGCUCGGGCCGUUCGAGCAGGCUGGGCUCGGCCUCGUCCCUGAGCUCCGAGAGCGGGGCAUCGUCGACCCGGGCCAAGGCGGCCGCGUCGGAGAACGGCGAGCUGGACUACAAGAAGCUGUACGAGGAGUCGCAGGUGGAGAACGAGCGGCUGCGCGAGCGGCUCCGCAAGUCGGAUGAGCAGCUGCGCGAGACCCAGACUAUGCUGGACAAGGCCCAGAACAAGUCGGCCAUGUCGGAGACGGAGAAGCGCGAGCGUCGCGCCAUGGAGAGGAAACUUUCCGAGAUGGAGGAGGAGCUCAAGAUCAUGGAAACACUCAAAUGCGAGAACCAGAGGCUAAAAGACGAAAACGGCGCCUUGAUCCGGGUAAUCAGCAAACUGUCGAAAUAGUCGAGAUCGCGCCGCAACUUGUGCUCGCCCCCUUCGCCCUCCUCAUACGUUCAAGUGUAAUAGCCCGCGACGAACUUUGCGACCCAUAUCGUUGUCGUCGUCUCGUUCUCGGGACAAUUGUGUUUAACGUUAGAAGGAGAAGAAACGACUGCUGAUCCGACAUACUUGCACGCCCUCAUUAUCCGUGUAGUUUCGCGAGUUUCGAUUCUGUUUUAGUCGUUUGUACAACAAUGAUGAUGAAAUAUAUACAUUUAUACAUAUUUAUACUUGAUACGAGCAACAGUACGAGGCAAAUUUC
Copidosoma floridanum is the source of this 4352-nucleotide messenger RNA. It is a transcript of the gene Mbs, whose product is annotated as Myosin binding subunit. Gene Ontology annotation, biological process: signal transduction. Gene Ontology annotation, cellular component: cytoplasm. Lineage: Eukaryota; Metazoa; Arthropoda; Insecta; Hymenoptera; Encyrtidae. Gene Ontology annotation, molecular function: phosphatase regulator activity; enzyme inhibitor activity; protein kinase binding. The record is from RefSeq and is a predicted model, not a curated record.